Molecule: messenger RNA, 1602 nt
Organism: Eublepharis macularius
Lineage: Eukaryota; Metazoa; Chordata; Lepidosauria; Squamata; Eublepharidae
Product: class I histocompatibility antigen, F10 alpha chain-like
Exons: 8
Coding region: 1-1602 (533 amino acids)
Biological process (GO): immune response
Cellular component (GO): external side of plasma membrane
Molecular function (GO): protein binding
Source: RefSeq, a predicted model, not a curated record
AUGUUUCUGUAUAGUCCACAAAGGAAGAACGUCCCAUCAGCAAGUCUCCAAGGCAAUGGCUGCAGGGACGAGAGCCACGGAGCAGCUUGCAGCAGUUCCUGCUCCAGCAACGAAUUCACAUGCCACAAUGGUCACUGCAUUCCCACGGGCUUGGCCUGUGACGGGAUUGACCACUGUCCAGACGACAGCGAUGAAGCCAACUGCACCUGUGCUAGUGACCAGUUCGCAUGCAAGAACGGGCGCUGCAUUCCCACAGGCUUGGCCUGUGAUGGGAUUGACCACUGUCCAGAUUACAGCGACGAAGCCCAUUGCUCUUGCACCAGCGCCCAGUUCGCAUGCAAGAACGGGCGCUGCAUUUCCCUGAGUUUGAUCUGUGAUGGGGAGGACGACUGUCGGGAUGAGACUGAUGAGAGCGAGGACCUCUGUGCCAUUCAGGGCUCCUUUGUGCACUCCUUGUUCUAUUUCCGCACAGCAGUGACCAAGUUGGGCCAGGGGCUGCUCCUAUUCAUGGAAACGAGCUACAUAGAUGGUCAGCCCAUUACAUACUUCGACAGCAACUCUAGGCAGGUUCUUCCUCGGGCAUCCUGGAUGGAGGACAGCCUGAACAACGAGUACUGGGAGGAGCAGACCAACAGUACAAUGUAUGAUGAGGGGGCAUUCAGGGGCCACCUGGGGUUUCUACAGAAGCGCUACAAUCAAACUGGAGGGCUUCACACCUUUCAGUGUUUCCAGGGCUGUGAGCUGACUGAAGACCAGACCAAAAGGAGAUACUUUCACCGGGAAGCCUAUGAUGGGAGAGAAAUCAAGCACCUCAGCGCAGAGGCCCACUCGAAAAACAGAAAGGCAGAGGAGUUCUUUUACUGGACUCAUAAGAGGAUCUUCCGCCCCCACUUGGACUGCAUUAAGAUGCUGAAAGAAUACCUGGAAUAUGGGGAUAAAGUUCUGAAGAGGAAAGAACCCCCCACAGUGGAGGUGACAUACAAGAAGGACCUGGAAACCCUCGUCUGCCGGGUCUACGGCUUCUACCCCAAGGAGAUCAACGCCACCUGGUGGAAGAAUGGGGCAGUUUGGGAGCAGAAGACUCUCCGCAGGGGUGUUGUCCCCAACUCAGAUGGGACCUACUACACCUGGUUCACCAUCCAGAUUGACCCCAAAGAAAAGAGACGCUACCAAUGUCACGUGGAACAUGCUGCCGUGUGGGGGCCACUGGCUGAGGUCUUGGAACAGCCUGAGCCCCCAGAAAUGAAGGUGACACACAAGCUGGGCGCUAACCACCUGGAGACCCUCACGUGCCGGAUCUAUGGCUUCUACCCCAAGGAGAUCAACGCCAUCUGGAAGAAAGAUGGGGAGGCCUGGAAACAAAACGAUCCGUGGCAACGUCACCCCCAACUCAGAAGGGACCUACCAGACUUGGCUCAGCAUCGAGAUCGAUCCCGAGGACAGGGAACGCUACCAGUGCCACGUGGAACAUGCUGGGCUCCUCAAACGUAUGGAGGUACCACGGCAGGAGUCUGGCCCAACUGGCCCAUUGUGGGGGGUGUCUUGGGGGCUGCGGCUGCCCUCUUGCUGUCGGCUGGGAUCAUUUGGUACAUCAGUAAGUAA